This is a messenger RNA of Paramecium tetraurelia, 600 nucleotides long. RefSeq lists its product as uncharacterized. The transcript is spliced from 5 exons. Lineage: Eukaryota; Ciliophora; Oligohymenophorea; Peniculida; Parameciidae. The record is from RefSeq and is a predicted model, not a curated record.
AUGAAUAAGUCAAGGGAUUGGAAUAUUGUGGAUGAUGAAUUAAAUCGAAAAUUAAAAUAGUCACAAGAAAUAAAAUCAUAAUUAGAUGACUAAUCGACUGAAUAGCUACUGUAAAAUAAGGAUUAGAAUUAGGAGUAUAAUAGCGAUGUAAAUUAUUAUAAGGAGUUUUGGAGAUACUAUAUUCUAAAUGAAAUGGCUAUAAAGAAAGUCAAUGAACUUCAUUCUUAAAAUUAAAAAUUGCAUGAAUUAAUAGGAGAUAUAGAUAAUUGCAUUUUGCUCGUGAGUUAUCGUCAUAAAAAGAAAAAUAGAAGGACUUCCUAGGAAAUUGAGAAGAGUUUUGUUUGUCCUUAUGAAAAAUGUAAUAAACAGUAUGGAAGUGAUGUUUCUUUGAAUUUGCACAUCAAAUUGAAGCAUGAUGGAGGCAAUAAAACUGAUAGAGAAAAAUUUGCAAAAAUGAUUAUUGAGGCUCAGUAAAAUGGAGAAGUUAUCACAGAUAUGAAUAUUAAUAUCAAAUUCCCUCCUGGUUAUUUAGAUAACCAAUUCCUGAACACUUAAUAAAAUUAGUUAAAUUAAGAACGAAAGUCAAUCGAAUAAGAUUGA